Lachancea thermotolerans CBS 6340 is the source of this 2421-nucleotide messenger RNA. It is a transcript of the gene HIR1, whose product is annotated as Hir1p. The record is from RefSeq and is a predicted model, not a curated record. The coding region runs from base 1 to 2421 and encodes 806 amino acids. The transcript has a single exon. Gene Ontology annotation, molecular function: protein binding; nucleosome binding. Gene Ontology annotation, cellular component: HIR complex; nucleus. Gene Ontology annotation, biological process: chromatin remodeling; regulation of DNA-templated transcription; DNA-templated transcription. NCBI's taxonomy places the organism in Eukaryota, Fungi, Ascomycota, Saccharomycetes, Saccharomycetales, Saccharomycetaceae.
AUGGCGACAAGUGGGAAAGAACCGGAUGAAAGUUUGAGAAAGCCGCUAGCCAGUAUGAGUAGACAUACUGGGUCUGUAACCGUGGUGAGAUUUUCCCCAGAUGGCAACUUUCUGGCUUCAGGUUCGGAUGAUAGAAUUCUCCUGAUAUGGGAGAGAGAUGAAGAACAAAAACAACCAAUAUUCGGUUCAGAGAAUGACAGAGAACACUGGAAUGUUCGUCGCAGACUUGUAGCCCACGAUAACGAUAUUCAGGAUAUAUGCUGGGCUCCAGACUCCAGCAUUCUUGUGACCGUUGGGCUUGACAGAUCCGUAAUUGUGUGGAAUGGGUCGACCUUCGAGAAGAUCAAGCGUUUCGAUGUACAUCAGUCAUUAGUGAAAGGUGUUAUUUUCGACCCUGCCAACAAGUAUUUUGCAACGGCAUCCGACGACAGGACGGUACGAAUCUUCAGGUACCACAAGGCCGGCGACAUGAAUUUUUCAAUUGAACACGUCGUCUCGGAACCGUUCAAAGGCUCUCCCAUCACCACAUAUUUUCGGCGCUUAUCCUGGUCACCGGACGGCCAACAUAUAGCGGCGCCUAAUGCUACAAAUGGACCCGUGUCAUCUGUCUCAAUCAUUUCACGAGGAAGUUGGGACACAAGUGUGACCCUCAUUGGCCACGAUUCCCCAACUGAGGUAGUGCGCUUCAACCCUAGGUUGUUUCAAGUCCUCGCGAAAAAGAGCAAAACUGCGGAAGAAGGAAAAGAUGGCCAAGAUCAGGAUCAGGACCCUGACAAAACAGAUGCUGAUAAAACAGAUGCUGAUAAGACAGAUACUGCUGCAGAUAAGGAUAAUCAAGAAAAUUCUGAGCCAAAAGAGUCAUUAGAGGAGAAAGUUGAUUCCGUAAUAGCGACGGCCGGCCAAGACAAGACCCUAGUAGUUUGGAGCACUGGAAGAGCCCGACCCAUAUUUGUUGCCUACGACAUUACAAACAAAUCCAUUACCGACAUGGUGUGGAAUCCUGAGGGAAACAUUCUAUUUCUCACGUCUCUGGAUGGCUCUAUCAUAGCAGUGAUCUUCGAAAAGAAUGAACUUGGGGAGGCUGUUCCCAUCGAAAAAAACGUGGAGCAGCUGCAUCGUUAUGGUGUCGAUAAAAACUCUUUCGAGUUUCCAGAGAGCGUGAAGCAACUUGAGUUAGAAGACGAGGCUCAGAAACUCCAAACCAAAACUACCGAGCCAGAAAAAGUUAUCGCACCGGCAUUCCAAAAUCCAGAGGUCCAACCUAAGCCCAGCGCGCCCUUUCUGCCAGGAACAGCCCAAAAACCAAACGUUUUAGCCAUUAAAAGAAAGGAACAGCCGUCUAAGAAUGACGAGGCGGGCUUGCAGACUGGUAAGAAGCCAAACAAAACCCCAAUAAAGGGGCAAAAUGGACAUCUGAAUGAAACAGUUUUGAAAAAUGGACGCAAGAGAGUAGCGCCGACUCUCAUAUCCUCAGGUUACUCGCCAACAAAGCCAACUGAUGAUAACAUAGUUCCGAUUAAAGCUAGCAGUCCUUCACUGAAGCUUGCAGAUUCAGAAGAUAUGUUUCAGAAAGUGAAGCACAAGCUUGCACGUCAAUCAUUCCCUGUUCCUAGACUCGGCAUCCACUCCCUUAUCAUGGGUGUAAGAGAACGUGGCGUAGACAAGUACUAUAGAGACGAAGAAAGCUCACAAAGAGACAGAGAAGAGCAAACAACGGAUUUGGAUACAAUUCCCCAAGUUGAUCAUGUUAUGAGACUCAACGCAAAAACCACGCCAGACAGAGUUUGGGCUGAGGAAGCCAAUACAAGAUACAUUGAAAACCCGAGUUUGUUAUCGGAUGCGGAUGUCAUUUUGGUCGAAUUCGGGACUCUAGAUGACCUUCACAUCAUGGAAAUACGCAAUGGCGUCGAACGAGCGUUGCAAUUCGACCGCGAAGCACUACAUGAGCAUCCUACAAAGAUUCUCGGGUAUCAUAAGGGGAAAAGGCAGAUUGAUAUUUAUAUUCCGGAAGUUGUCAUUUGCGCAGUAGGGAUACCAAAAUGCAAGUGUUGGGCCCUUGCUACCGCAGACGGCACGAUAUAUGUUUACACAUCGUUUGGUCAACAUAAACUCCCGAAAAUUGCACUAGGGCACAAAGUGAUUAAGAUGGCAGCGGUAGAUUCGUACCUAGUCGUGCUGACUGAGUCUGGUCUGGUAUACUGUUGGGAUAUCGAGAAAGAACUAUGUGUUCAUAAAGAAAUCCCCGUUCUACCGAUUCUUUGUGACAGUCCGGUUGAAUCCAAUAGAGUCCGCGUCCACAAGAAGAUUGUUAACAUAAAUCUCGAAGUGCAGAGCCGGGAUUUAUUGGUUUCCUUUAUCAACCCGCAAGAGACGUUCCGUUGGAGUUCAAAUCUUGGGUGCUGGGUCCUGUCAGUAAGUUAA